Molecule: messenger RNA, 5158 nt
Organism: Aphanomyces invadans
Lineage: Eukaryota; Oomycota; Saprolegniomycetes; Saprolegniales; Verrucalvaceae
Exons: 7
Coding region: 410-4801 (1463 amino acids)
Molecular function (GO): calcium ion binding; protein binding
Source: RefSeq, a predicted model, not a curated record
CGAUGGACAGUUCCGUCACCCAAAACAGCGGCAGAGCGGCACGGACGAGGGGCCUUGUUCUGCCGAUUUGAGCCGCGAAGAGCCAACGCGAAGGUCGAGGCUGGGCACACAACUUUGGAGAUGCCGCAUGCCUCGAACAGAGCAUCGCGCGGCUAUAGGAGGGAAAACACUCCUCGAUCGAGCAUUGCACACUCUCAUCCCCGAACGCCCCGCUUGACCUGUUGCGGCGACUCUUGAACGAGUGGGUACAACACUGGCUGCACACGAAGGCUUGUACGACUCAAGCUGUGGAUUUCAUCCUCGCGCCGUCCAGGUAGAGGUCCUUACGCGGUUGGACGUGAAACGGGAGCGGUUUCAUGAUUGGGACGUGUUUUACCAAAGAGCAACUCUGUGGAGGACGUGCAGCUUCAUGGACGUCAUGAUGAGGCUCAAGGGGGGACAGGCGUUCAAAGCGAUCUCGGAUGCGUUUCAGGCAAGGGAGCAGUCGCUCGGACAGGAGGGGCUGCCGCUGACCGACUUUGUCGAGAUCAUUCUGAAUAGCCUGCCGAAAGUCCAAUCGUCCAAGGAAGCGUUCGACACGAUCAGUGGUCUCAUCGAUCUUUUCAACGACAUUGACAUCAACGGGGAUGGGACUCUCGAACUGAGCGAGUUCACGUCGUACUGUGUGGACGCAGGGAUGGUUGCGACUCGAGUCAAAGCCGCGCCGCUCAAGUACCAGUACGUAAAGAACAAAGACUUUGUCGAUCGCACGACCGACGGCAGCGGGAUUGAAAAGAUAAAAUGGUGCCCAGAGCUCAAGCGCGCCGUCGUCGUCGAGACGAAAGCGAACAGCGUCAAGAUCUACACCCACGAAUUCAAGCUCGUCAACCACGUGUUUGCCACGUCACUGAACGUUCCUUGCGACCAAGUGGGGGUGGCAGGGGAUGAAGCGCACUUCUCGCGCCAGUCGUUCACGAGUGACGUGGACCUGUUGGUGCAGGAUGCCGAGUUCAUUCCACCGUACAAACUGCUCGUGGUGUCCACGUCCAACUUGUCCCUGACGUUUUACGACACCGAUCACUACUCGUGUGCGAUGGAGACCCAGACAAGCGUGACCCAGACGAUGCUUCGGUGGUGCGAUGGCGCCAACGUGCUGGCCACGACAGGCAACAAUCAUGUCGUGUCCUUGUGGCGCGUCACGGCAGAGAUUGUGUCGCUCGUGCACCAGAUCCUCGACCACCACGACAUCGUGAUGGACGUGCUCCCGAUCCCGCAGUACGACGUGCUCGUCACGUGCGACAUCAAGCGAUUCAUCUACAUGUGGGACAUCCAGGACUUUCGGUCCCGCGGCCACCUCGUUGGUCACACGCACGGGGUCCGGCAGAUGGUGUUUUCGACCACAAACGACAUGCUGCUCACGGCCGGGUUCGAGUUUGACGCGUACGGGUGGGACGUCUCGUCCAAGCAAAUCGUGAUGACCCUGGCCGGCCAUCGCGCGCCGCUGGUGGGCAUCCAACUCGCGCGCUUUCACACGGAGCGCGCCGUAACCGCCGACGUGGAAGGAAACUUCAAGGUGUGGAAUAUCCAUCGACUCAACGGGGCGUCCGCCCAGCUCCUCGAGAAUGUAUCCAACUUCCCGCGAUUCUGUCCCCGGGCGUUCGCCACGUUGACUCCGUGGAGAGACAUUGCCGCGGGCAGCACCGUCUUGCAUGUUUUUGACAGCGUCAAGAUGCAAAAGCACGACGAGAUCCCGCUCCGGGCGUUCUUCCUCCAAGCGAGCAACUUGUUUCUUGGCGUCACCGAGACAUGCGUCAACUUGUGGGACGGCGGCACGGGCGCCCUCUUGGAAGAGUUUACGGGGCUGACCAAGAGCCAAUUCCUCUUGUGUUGCCAAGACUCGCUCCAUCGAAAGCUGAUCGUAGCGACCGACGACGGAGAAGUCGAAGUUUACAAUUGCACGAACCUCGCGCGUGUGCGAAAGUCUAGGGGCAGCAUUGGACGCAUCGCAACGAUUCAAUACGACUCUGCCAACAAGUUGAUCAUCGCGUGCACGUUUUCGACGCCGCCGGGGGCACACGACGCGUUCGGGUCUGGCGGCAUCUACGUCUUUGACGACAGCACGAUUGGCGAGUGUGAACUCGUUCGGUCCCUGACCAACGUCAACGUGGAGUCCGCUUCUUUCAGCUACCAUGCGUCGCUCAUCGCGACGGCCGCGUCCGACGCGGUCAUCCAGCUGUGGGACUUCGAGACGCUCCAAUUGCAAUCUGUGUGCAGCCAUCCUGGUUCGUUCAUGCACGUCGUGCAGUUUCUGGACCCGUACCCUGUCGUGGUGGCGGCAGACACGAACGGAAACGUCCUUUUCUUCGCGACAACGGCGCAAUCGCCGCAUCUCGAUGGCGGCAUCUUGCAUGGCUUUACGAAUGCCCACGUCGCAAGUACAAGCGGCGACUUCCACGGUAAGGUUGGGGUCGUCGACGGCGAGAAUUUGCAUCGGGAUGGCGACGUAGAACAUUUUAGCGUUGUCACGACGAUCAACUGCCACUUGGACGAAGAUUCGGGCGUGCACAUGCUCGUCACUGGCGACGAGCGCGGCGUGAUCUCGAUUUGGAAUCUGAAUCCCAUGCUGGCGAGGCUCAACUUGACGCCGAUUCCACACGACAAGCUCAAGAGUUUGAGGCGCGGGUACCACGCGAGGAGCAAGUUCCAUCGCGUUUUUGGAGCCGAUCACGUGGUAUCAUGUGCGCGGCGGAGUAGUGCAGCCAGCGAUGGAAGCGCGACGACACGGCGGACUAGCCUCCGUCAAUUCUUGUCGAGUCGCCAGUCGCAAACGGGCUCAACUCGACAAAUCCCGACGCCUCGGCAACCCGGCGACGUCCAUCGGAUGUACUCGUGGGUGGCGCACACGGACGCGAUCCACAGCAUUCAACUGUGCGAGCAUCCCAACCUCAUCCUGUCCAGUUCGUUCGAUGCCGUCGUGUGUGUGUGGGACUGGAAGGGCAACAACCUUGGGUCCCUGACCAACUUUGACACGUCGCCGAUGGCCCACCCGUGGAAAUUUGUAAACGAAAACACAAAACGGGAGCGCGAGCGGCGCGAAGUCGUCGAAGAGCUCAUGAAAAAGAUGGACCAGUCGCCGGAAGAGCGCAAAGUGGCCGACAUGCAACGACGGAUAUCGACGCGCGCCGCUGGCAACGUCAAUCCCAUCCUCAAGGGAUUGUUCGACGCGUCACAUCGCACACCGCAGACCCCGCUGCAGAAGGCAAAGAAUCGAAGGCGCAUCGACCUUGCUGCGGCCCAUGAAAAUGGACGAAAUCUGAGCUUAGUGCAAGUGGGGCCAUUGAUCGCCCGCCGGAGCUCGAGUCGCGGCGCGAACGACGAGCCCAGCUGCGACAGCGACACAUUCGAACUCGACAAGAAGGAAAUGGCCGAGUUGAACGUGCCGACUGCGCUGUCGUCGAGGCUCGAGAUGCUGCAGAACCACGAGAAUUUGGCCAACACGACCAAACACAUGUACGUCAACUUUGCGGACAUUGCCGACGAUCGGAACAAGAAGACGUCCCUCGCGCGGUGUGGCAAAUUGCGCGAGGUUGACUUGAAUCCGUCGCCGUUUCUCCGCGACAAGCUCGGCGCGACGGAUGUCGUCACGAUGAGCCAUUCAGUGUUCGUGCCCAGACCCAACACGGCCCCGGCGCUCCUCAAAUCGACGAGCUUGCCGCCGUGUGCGUCCAGUCCGGCACACGGCAAAGUACAGCAGUCCGUGGCCCGCGCAAAAACGGACCAAUGCACCCGUCGAACGUCGUCGAGGAACUCCAUGUCGGCGCUGCACUUUGACGACUACAAGGCACUCGGCAAUCCCCACUCGACAUCGACUGGAAAACUCAAAAAGAUCAACGAGAUCAUCUUGUGUGCGACGACGUCCAUUGAAUUGCGCAGCGCCUCGGCCAACCCCUCCGACACGAAUAAUGCCCCCCUCUGCAACCAGGAGCAUGCAGACCUGCGGCAACGAAUGCUGCACACCAAGUCCAAGCACGACCGACUCGUUGCAGACCCGGAACCGCGCAAACUCGUCCGGACCAACCUCCGCGCGGCCCAGCAGAAGCUGGAGAAAGAAAAACGAGCGAAGCGGUACUUGGCGCAAAAGAAGCGCCAGACCACGGCCAAAAUUGGGACCGUCCUGCGCCACACGUCGAUCAUGAUGACGAGUCACGGUCCUGGGGUCCACGAAAUCGCAAAAGCCGACGGCACGCACCACCGCUUCGGGAUCUACUCGAUCAAAGAAGUGAUGGUGAUCAUCCGCCUCUUCUGGUCCCUCGACAUCGACUGCUCCGGCACCGUGUGCGAGAGUGAACUCAUGGGGUGCCAGCAGUACUUUGAAAAGUUGGGGUACACCGACAUGGCGACAAUCUUCCGGAGCAUCGACUCCGACGGAAGCGGCGAAGUCAAUCUGGCCGAGCUGCUCAAGAUUUGUUUCAUGUAUGCCAGCGCCGCCGACAUCAAGGACAUGCUGACGCUGGAGAAGCUCGGCCGCGCGCCGUCGAUGUUGGCCACCAACGCCCCGCUCACCCCUGAACAACUUGCCGACAUGCAAGAGAUCUUUCACGUGUUUGACCGGGAUCGCAGCGGGACGAUCAGCUUGGACGAAGUGCUCGACGCGUUGCACUGCAAGCAAGACAGCGUUUACGACGCUCCCGCGCUGUCGGUCGACGAAGUUCGACAAAUGUAUCAAGCCGAAGAUCGCAACGGGAACAAAGAGCUCGACUUUGACGAGUUUGUCAGUUUGAUGCAAGGGCUGUACUCGCAGUCGGGCAUGGCGACGACCUAACUCGGAUAAUUUACGUUCGAGCGACGUCUUGGAGCUGCACCAUGAGGCCGUGCUGCGGCAGACACUUGAAGUACUCGACGCCCUUGAUCGUCCCGCUGUUCUUUCCCACCGCUUCGUCAAACACGACGCCGACCAUCUCGCCUUUGCAGUAGUGGACAUUCCCCACAAACGCGACCGUCCCCUUCAGCUUCCCGCCCGACACCGCGACGCUGUCACCAAUCUGAACCGAAUGACGAAUUGGCGACGACUCGGCGUCAUCGGUGGUGACGCUCUCGUAUGACUCUUUAUUUUCCUUUGGCGCUGGCGUCUGUGCUCCCCUCCGUCGAUUGCGACCUGGUCAACGGAAUAAAGUGAUGC